AUGCCCCGCAUCGCGAGCGCUGCCCGCGACCGGUGCCUGGAGCUGGAGCGUGUCAUCGCCGGCCGCUUCAGCUCGGGAAGCAUCGGCCUCGACGACGCCGUCAAGCUGUUCGAUGAAUUGCUCCCACUAGCCCGGCCCGCCUCGGUUCGCGCCUUCAACCAGCUCCUCACCAUCGUCUCUCGCGCCAAGGGCAGGGGCUCCUCAACCUCUGCGCCGGUCAUCUCCCUCUUCAACCGGAUGGCCCGUACCUCCCCCAACAAGGUAUCUCCCGACAGGUGCACCUACAACAUCAUCAUUCACAGCUUCUGUAGCAUGGACCGCCUGGAUUUCGCUUUCGCUGGCUUUGGCCUCAUACUUAAGAAGGGCUUUAGGGUGGAUGCCAUAGUCAUUAAUCAGCUUCUCGAUGGUCUCUGUGAUGCAAAGAGGAUGGGUGAGGCCAUGGACAUAUUGCUCCGACGAAUGCCUGAGUUUGGCUGCACACCCAAUGUCGUCACCUACAACACACUUCUCAAGGGUUUCUGCAAUGAAAAGAGAGCUCAGGAGGCACUUGAGCUGCUCCACAUGAUGGCUGAUGAUGGAGGUGGUAGCUGCCCACCAGACGUGGUGGCGUACAACACUGUCAUCAAUGGCUUCUUUAGAGAGGGUCAGGUUGACACAGCUUACGGCCUAUUUCAUGAAAUGCUUGAUCGGGGGAUUUUGCUUGAUGUUGUGACUUACAAUACACUGAUUGAUGGCCUAUGCAAAGCUGGAGCAGUUAGCAGGGCCGAGGGUGUCUUUCAGGAGAUGAUCCAUAAAGGUGGUAUGAUAGAUGGGGCAAUGCAUAUAUUUGACCAGAUGAGGCAGCAUGGGUUGUGUCCUAAUGUAGUCAGCUAUGGAGCACUAAUAGAUGCACUUUGCAAAUUGGGAAGGGUGGACGAGACAAUGCUUAAAUUCAAUCAGAUGACCAAGGAAGGGGUGACUCCUGAUAUCGUUGUUUUGAGCUCACUAGUGUAUGGACUGUGCACCGUCGACAGAUGGGAGAUGGCUGAGGAAUUAUUCUCUGAAAUGCUGAAUCAAGGGGUCCAUCCCAAUGCCACGUUCGUCACCACAAUAAUGCGUAACUUUUGGAAUAAAGGACGGGUCAUGGAAGUUCAGAGUCUCGUUGACUGGAUGGUACACCUAGGUGUGAGACCUAAUGUUAUCUCAUAUAAUACAUUAAUAGAUGGCUACUGCUUAGCUGGUAGGAUGGAGGAAGCUAUGAAGUUACUUGAUGUUAUGGUCUCGGCUGGUUUGGAACCUAAUGUUGUUACCUAUAAUACUUUGCUUCACGGCUACUGUAGAGCUGGCAGGAUAGACGAUGCAUUUAGACUUUUCCGAGAAAUGUUGAGCAAUGCAGUUACGCCUGGAGUUGCCACUUACAACACCAUACUGCAUGGUUUAUUUCAGUAUGGGAGAUUUUCUGAAGCAAAGGAACUCUACCUCAAUAUGAUCAAAAGUGGAAUGCAGUUGGACUUUUACACAUACAACAAAAUUCUGAAUGGUCUUUGCAAAAACAAUUCUGUUGAUGAUGCAUUCAAAAUGUUUCAGAGUCUAUGUUCAAAGGAUUUUCAACUUGACAUUAUUACUUUCAACAUUAUGAUUGAUGCUUUGCUCAAAAGUGGCAGAAAGGAAGAUGCCAUGGGUAUGUUCACUGCUAUCUCAGCCCAUGGUUUAGUUCCAGAUGUUGUGACCUAUCGCUUAGUGACAGAAAAUCUCAUUAAAGAAGGGCUGCUAGAGGAGUUUGACAAUCUGUUUUUGGCAAUGGAAAAGAGUGGAUGCACUCCAAACUCACGUAUGCUAAAUGCUAUAAUUAGGAGGCUGUUGGAUAGAGGUGAGAUAAUGAGGGUCGGGGCUUACCUCUCCGAAAUUGAUGAGAAGAACUUCUCACUUGAGGCAUCCACUACUUCCUUGCUAUUAUCAGUUCUCUCUAGGGAAGAAUAUCUGCACCGUGCGAAGUCCCUGCCUGAAAAGUAUCAUUUUCUUGUGGAUGUCAAUAAAUGA
Molecule: messenger RNA, 2019 nt
Organism: Miscanthus lutarioriparius
Lineage: Eukaryota; Viridiplantae; Streptophyta; Magnoliopsida; Poales; Poaceae
Source: the annotation of a GenBank genome assembly